UAUUUGUUAGGAAUACAAGUUACCACAAUCCAGUGGUUGUUAAACAGUGUACUACAAACAGUAUCUAGGUGCAAAUAUUUUAUAAUUUAAGGCACGCAAAAUCUGUAUUUGAGAAUCUUCGAAACAUGUUAUGUAUAAUUUUGUUCAACAUGUCUAUGAAUAAUUAAUUAAACAAGUGAUCGCACUGUGCUUUUGUGCAUUUUUUAUAGAAUACUAAAUUCUAAUAAGAUCUGCUGCAAAAUUAAACAAUAUUCAAAAAGAGUUAAAUUGAAAUUAGGAAGUUGAUAACGGAGGAGUUAACCAUAAAAUAUUUGAAAUACAUUUGGAAGAUAAAAAAAAAAAAAAAAAAAAAAAAAAAAAAAGAAAUUGCUGCGAGUAUGUGUUAAAGUGUUCAUGAACAUUAGUCAUCAUUCUUGUAAGCUGACUACUUCUAUCAAUUUUUGCUGAUACUGCAUUCUCACUAAAUAACCCCUGGGUAGCAAUUUAUUUUUAAGGAAGUUCUGCAAAGUUAAUUAAAUUGGCUGUGAUUUGUAAAUGUUGGGUACAAACCAAACAAAAUACCUUGUGUGAUUUCAGAAUUUGAAUAUAUCUCUGGAUUAUAUUUGCUACCAAGUCACCCACUAUGAAUAACCAGGUUUUAUGCUGUGGCUUUUGAAUGCUAAACAUUUCUUCUAUGAUGUCUUCUCGAUGGGUCCGUCAAAUACAUACGUUCAGCAAAAAAUUGAUUUCAUGUAUCUGACAAAUAGUUAACUCUACUCAUAUAUGUAUAUAUAUAUAUAUGUAUACAUAUAUAUGUAACUAAUGCUAACAAAGUCGGAAAACUUUCACAAGAGCUAUAUUAUAAACUUUGCAGAACUUUCCUAUGUGGAGUAGACUAUACUUGCAAACAAUGAUAAGUAUGCAUGGAAGAAAAGGUAGCAUCCGUAAGCGGCUAUUUGUCGGUGCUACAUUUAUUGUAAUUUGCAUCUAUUUGUCCUACCAAACUUUCUCAUGCGUUGGAGGCCCUAAAGUCUACAUGGUUCCAAGCGACCCAAUACAUUACAUUUACGAUGAAAAGAAUCGAGCUAUCCCAUAUAACAAAGAUAUGCCUCUUAUUUUUAUUGGUGGAAUGCCUCGAAGUGGUACAACACUAAUGCGUGCAAUGUUAGAUGCUCAUCCUCUAGUACGAUGCGGAGAGGAGACACGAGUCAUUCCCCGUAUUCUUGCCAUGAGAUUUCAAUGGGAAAAAUCAGCUGUUGAGAAAAAGAGACUCAUGGAAGCAGGUAUGACGUCUGAUGUCGUUGAUUCAGCCAUAUCUGCUUUCAUUUUAGAAGUUAUUGCAAAACAUGGAGAAGCUGCACCUCGCUUGUGUAACAAGGAUCCCUUCACAUUAAAAUCAGGUCUUUAUCUUAAGCAGUUGUUUCCAAAUGCACGUUUUCUGCUGUUAAUACGUGACGGCAGAGCUGUUGUACACUCUAUAAUUACACGCAAAGUCACAAUUACCGGUUUUGAUUUGACCAGCUACAGUAAAUGUUUAAAGAAAUGGAACCAAGCUAUAGAAGCAAUGUACUCGCAAUGUAUUCAGGCUGGCUCCAGUAGAUGUAUGCCAGUCUAUUAUGAGAAAUUAGUUUUACAACCAGAAAUAUGGAUGCGUAAAAUUCUUGAAUUUCUUGACUUAGAAUGGGACAGCAAAGUUUUACACCAUGAAGAAUAUAUUGGAAAACCUGGUGGUAUAUCUAUUUCAAAAACUGAGCGCUCAACAGACCAAGUAAUUCAACCUGUAAAUCUAGAAGCUUUGUCAAAAUGGGUUGGUAAAAUGCCGAAGGAUGUUGUUGAAGGCAUGUCUGAAAUUGCUCCAAUGCUCGCUGUUCUUGGAUAUGAUCCAAAAGCAAACCCACCUAAUUAUGGAAAGCCUGAUGCAAUGGUGGCAGAAAAUACUCAGAAUAUACAGAAGAACAGAGAAUUCUGGAAGAAAAAAGUCGACAUAAUCAUUAAAGAUACCCCAGCAAAAGGUUCUAUCUCCAAUCGAACACAAAGUUUUCACAAAUCUCUUAGCAGAACAGAUAAGCAUUGGAGGAACACAUCAAGUCACAUGACAUGAUCUUGUAUUAACAAAGUAAAUCAAAAUUCCACCAUUACUAAAGCAGUUUAUAAUUCAGUAACCAAGGAGAUAUUUGUUAGAUGUUCCAGCAUCAUUGUAUCUCAUCAAGAAAUCUGCUGCCAUGUAAACCAGGGCAAUUUUAGUUUGAAUUUAAUCUGUGACAGAAAGAAUUACAUUUUAAAUAUUUGCUGACAGUAUGUUUAUGUGCAAAAAAACUGAAAUGGUACAAAUACACCCCCACCCCAACAAACAAACAAAAAAAAAUUAAUCAUGUACUUACUAAAAGAAGAUUAUUUUGAAAGAACUUAACCUUCUCUCUCUAUUAGUUUGCAACAUCCACAAAAACAUAUUUAGAUUUAUUUUUUCACAUACAUCAUCAAAAUAUUUUCAUUUCCACGAAAAUAUUAUUUCCAUCUUUAUUUCUCAUAAUUAUUCAUUUUUGUUGGAUUUCUUUUCAACUCUCAUUCCAAAACACAUCAGACUGACAAUGUUAAGAUAUGAACAUCAAUUAUGAAGAGAUUAAAACAGAGACAAGAAUGAAAACUGGAUUUUGUUUUAUGUAUAUUUUUACUUGGCAAUUCCAAGAAAGUUAUCAUGAAAAAAAUUUAGUCAAAAUAAAAGAUGUCAUUUUUCAUUUUUUUUUUUCCUUUUUUUCUGUUGAAGUGGGAUUAUCUUCAUCGUAUAAUACAUGUCUUUCAUUGACCACAGAAGUCGAAAAAAUGACACCACAAAUCAUAAAGUCAAAAAAAUUGACACUGCAGAUCAUAAUGUUGAGAAAGAGCCAUCAGAGAUCACGAUGUCAAAGAUAGAAAUCCCUGCCACCAAAAACAUUCAUUUCAUCAAUAAAAAGAUUUUUGCAACA
This is a messenger RNA of Octopus bimaculoides (California two-spot octopus), 2942 nucleotides long. RefSeq names its product protein-tyrosine sulfotransferase 1. NCBI's taxonomy places the organism in Eukaryota, Metazoa, Mollusca, Cephalopoda, Octopoda, Octopodidae. Gene Ontology annotation, biological process: peptidyl-tyrosine sulfation. The record is from RefSeq and is a predicted model, not a curated record. Gene Ontology annotation, molecular function: protein-tyrosine sulfotransferase activity. Gene Ontology annotation, cellular component: Golgi apparatus.